This is a messenger RNA of Rotaria sp. Silwood1, 221 nucleotides long. Lineage: Eukaryota; Metazoa; Rotifera; Eurotatoria; Philodinida; Philodinidae. The record is from the annotation of a GenBank genome assembly.
CAACUAAUGCAAAAGAAUUAUAUCAAGAAUUACAAAAAAUGAAAUAUUCAAUUGAAAUGGUUUUUGAAAAUACUCAACAAGUAUCAGAUAUUGUAGAUGUUAAAGUUCCAUCAAGAAUUUCAUUGCCAAUGAAAAUAGGUGUAGCAAUCGAACAUGAUGAAGAAUAUCACACAACUGAUACUAUUCAUAAAAUUCGUGUACCUAGUCAAAGUCUUUUGUAG